AUGGCUUUGGUGCUGGCGCUGGACAUCGCCAAUGAGCGGGCCGUCAUCAGCGCCUCGGUGGAGGACCUAAAGGCCGACAUGGCGGCGACGUUCGCGGAGGUGCUGGAAGCUAUGCGUGCUCGGGGCGGCGGGGCCGCCGCUGGUGACGCUGCCGUAGUUGCACCAGCGCCCAUGUAUGGGGGCACGAGUGCAGCUGCCGGGGUGGCGCCGGCGCCCAUCGCCUCGGUGGAGGACCUAAAGGCCGACAUGGCGGCGACGUUCGCGGAGGUGCUGGAAGCUAUGCGUGCUCGGGGCGGCGGGGCCGCCGCUGGUGACGCUGCCGUAGUUGCACCAGCGCCCAUGUAUGGGGGCACGAGUGCAGCUGCCGGGGUGGCGCCGGCGCCCAUGUAUGGGGGCGCGAGUGCGGCUGGUUCCUCGGCCGGCUACGGGUUACACGGCGUGGAGGCAAGUCCCGGGUUGCUGCAGGGCGCUGGUCGGUAUGGCAGUGGGGGCGGCUUAGGCUUCUUUCCCGCGAUUUCGUUCCCGUUUGGAGCGGGAGGCCUCAACAUGGACUCCGGUGGUCGCAUGUGGUGGGUGGUGAUGGGAUGUUUUCCGCCGAAGCUAGAGAAGCCGAGCCUGCAACAGUUAAUGUUUGAUAGUAUUGAGGUCACGGACGUGGCGGCCGACAUGCUCUUGAACUUCCGUGGCUUUGACACCGCUGCCUUCACGACCCGGGGGGCGGUUGGCGACCGUCUCCCCAUCUCAACGCAUUUGACCCUCAUGGCGGGGGCUUUUAUCACCAUCGCUCGCCGGGGGAUCGCCGACGAACCGAGGUUAGAGGCGGCGUCGCAAGCACGGGUGGAUCGUGUCGAAGCAUCGUUCCAGGCGGUCAUCGACGACGUGGCGCGGCACGCUCGGGAGAAUUACGCGGCCAUCCAAGCGCAGCACAACCGAGACAUCUUCUUGAGGUUCCUCGUCAAAGACAUGGAAGUGUACACGCGCGACGUGCAGGUGUUCGCGGACGAGAUGCAGCGGCGCUUCGUUCUCUCUCCGCCGUCGGACGCUCUUUCGCCCCCCCCCCUCCCGGGUUUCCCAAACAUCGCAGCGUAUCUCCGGUCGGGAGGGCUGAUCAAUUCUGCUGUGCAAGGCAAGUCCGGCCGUUCGUCGGCCGCCGCAGCGGGUGCCGCCGGGGGGACGGGCAGCGCAACCAAGGAGCAGGGGGUGUGCUACAAGUUCCAAAAAGACGGUAACUGUCGGUGGGGGAAGAAGUGCAAGUUCGCGUGUUAGACAUACUCGCAGCAGUAUCUGGCCGUGAGGAUCCCAGGGGGACACGUGUUGGGAAUUUCGUGUGUUGAAGGGUACCACCGGCGCAGUCACGGGGACCCUUUGGGCGUGGUCGGUGCGAUGAUGAGGAAGGCUUGCGUGCGUGCUGCGCACUUCCCCU
Molecule: messenger RNA, 1423 nt
Organism: Ectocarpus sp. CCAP 1310/34
Lineage: Eukaryota; Phaeophyceae; Ectocarpales; Ectocarpaceae
Source: the annotation of a GenBank genome assembly